Messenger RNA from Diaporthe amygdali, 1500 nucleotides. Its product is annotated as nuclear segregation protein. Bases 1 to 1500 code for a protein of 499 amino acids. Gene Ontology annotation, molecular function: mRNA binding. NCBI's taxonomy places the organism in Eukaryota, Fungi, Ascomycota, Sordariomycetes, Diaporthales, Diaporthaceae. The transcript is spliced from 3 exons. The record is from RefSeq and is a predicted model, not a curated record. Gene Ontology annotation, cellular component: ribonucleoprotein complex; endoplasmic reticulum; nuclear outer membrane-endoplasmic reticulum membrane network. Gene Ontology annotation, biological process: intracellular mRNA localization.
AUGGCUGACACUGAUGCCGCCGCCGCUCCGGCGCCUACACGGCCCACCAAGCCGGAUGAGGCGCUCUUCAAGGAGAACCUCGCUAAGGCUGAGAAGGAGCACACUCAGAUCAUGACCCAAUACAACGCCAUCAAGCAGAAGAUCGAGCUUACUCAGUCCAACAAGAACUCGGAAAAUCCCACCGCCAAGCGCCGAAGCGAGCUUCAGGAACAGCUGAAGGAAAUCCGAAGCAAGCAGGGCGUCGGCAAGAACUCCCGUAUUUCAAAGCAAGAUGAAAUCAAGCGCCUCGACGAGCAGAUCCAGGCCUGUAAAAAAGAGAUGAAGCCCGUGCCAGACCCCCUUACGAACGACGACAAGAAACUUCUCAAGACCGUGGACGAUAUUGACCGUGUGACUGAGAUAAUCCAGGGCCAAAUCGAGGGUGGGAAGCUUAGACUUGUCCAGGAGAAUGAGUACAUUAAGAACGUACUCCCCAGGCUCGGCAAGUCGCGCAAGCUGUUCAAUGACAAUCAAGUGAAAGUGGAUAAUCUUCGGGAAAAGAUUCAGGAGAUCAAGGACAGCUUGAACAACCCAGAGGCCAAGGAGCUCAGCGAGAAGUAUACCGAGCUACAAAACGAGCUGGAUGCCAUCAAGGCCGAGCAGGAUGAGGCCUACAAGGGCCUAUCUUCCCUGCGCGACGAACGCACCAAGCUGCAGGCCCAGCAGCGUGAGAAGUUCGAGACGAUCAGGAAGCUCAAGGACGAGUACUACGGCCAGAGGAAGGCUUUCCAGGCCUACGACCGCGAGCAGAAGCAGAAGGCCUGGGAGCGAUCGCGGGCCGAGCGGGAACGUAUCGAGAAGGAGCGCAAGCUGGAGCGCGCCCAGAAGAUGCUUGCCGAGGCUAGCGACCCGGCAUACCUGGAUGAGAUCCGCCGCGCCAACAGCCUGCUGCAAUACUUUGACCCGUCGUUUGUCGCCGAGAAGGCUCCUCUCCACGCCAGCACCAACUUGCAGGCUCAGGCGGAGCGCAAGGUUGACGGCUCUGACCUCAAGGGUGUCAAGAUCCUAAGCAAGAAGGACCGUGAUGAGGACUUCUUCCCCGCCCAAAAGAAAGGCAAGAAGGGCAAGAAGCACAACGCCGCCGCGACCAAGACUACUUUCAAUGUCCCGCCUGCCGUUCUCGAGGAUUGCUCUUUCAUGGGCAUCGACCCUCCCAUGAGCGCUGAUGAGGUCCCUGGCGUUGUGGAGAAGGUCAAGGCUAAGCUCGACCAGUGGAAGUCCGACCAGGCGAGUCAGACACAGAAGAAUAUCGAGAAGGCCAAGAAGGAGAUCGAGAAGAUUGAGUCGGAGGAGGCCAAGGAGAAGGAGGGCAAGAAGUCACCCUCCGGCAUCGCAACACCCAACGGAAACGGCGCCACCGCAAAUGGCGAAAGCGCCGAUGAUAAGGUCGCGGAAGUCACCAAGGAGGUCGAGGACGCUUCCAUCGAAGACAAGGAGGAGGAGGCUGUUGCCGCGGCAUAA